Molecule: messenger RNA, 366 nt
Organism: Pisolithus orientalis
Lineage: Eukaryota; Fungi; Basidiomycota; Agaricomycetes; Boletales; Pisolithaceae
Exons: 5
Coding region: 1-366 (121 amino acids)
Source: RefSeq, a predicted model, not a curated record
AUGAACAGUGCCUGGCAGGGUCUACUUUGUUUUAUUGCAAACAUUCCUAUACUGCUUCAUUUGUAUGACCACAUAGUGGCAUAUGCUGCUGUUAUGCCUGCCUCACCCAUCCUGAUGUGGUGCACCUGUGAAGAAUGCAUCAAGGAAAACAGCAGGGGUGUUCUCAUGGACUCCCAUUAUAGAACUCUUCCAGAACAUGUACUUGAAUCAUCAGAAUUAGCCUCUCCUUCAAAUGACCUAGCUAGCCAUUUAGUGGGUCUUACCAUCACCAAUGAUGGGCCAAACUCCAUGUCCCAUGCUUCUAACAUGUGGAACAAGGAGUUCCAGCAGAUGGGAGCCACUGCCAACAUCCUGGCUGGUCCAUGA